Uranotaenia lowii is the source of this 507-nucleotide messenger RNA. RefSeq names its product histone H2A-like. The transcript has a single exon. Gene Ontology annotation, cellular component: nucleosome. The record is from RefSeq and is a predicted model, not a curated record. The coding region runs from base 36 to 410 and encodes 124 amino acids. Gene Ontology annotation, molecular function: protein heterodimerization activity; structural constituent of chromatin; DNA binding. NCBI's taxonomy places the organism in Eukaryota, Metazoa, Arthropoda, Insecta, Diptera, Culicidae.
UGUUGAGAUUACACCCGAGAUAAUCUAACUUCAUCAUGACUGGACGCGGAGCAGGUGGCAAAUCGAAGGCUAAGGCGAAGUCUCGCUCGAGCCGGGCCGGUCUUCAGUUCCCGGUCGGUCGUAUUCAUCGGCUCCUGAGGAAGGGCAACUAUGCCGAGCGAGUCGGAGCAGGUGCCCCGGUUUACCUGGCCGCUGUCAUGGAGUAUCUGGCGGCUGAAGUGCUGGAGUUGGCCGGAAACGCCGCACGUGACAACAAGAAAACCAGGAUCAUCCCUCGUCAUCUGCAGUUGGCCAUCCGGAAUGACGAAGAACUGAACAAGCUGCUGGCGGGCGUCACGAUAGCUCAAGGUGGCGUUUUGCCGAACAUCCAGGCCGUGCUUCUGCCCAAGAAGACCGAAAAGAAGGCCUAAGUCCGGGAAGUCCGGACCGAUGGACCAAUAUGCAGUGCAGUGAUGGAUCUUCGAAUGAUGAGCUUUAUUGAAUAACAACAUAAACCGUCCUUUUCAG